This is a messenger RNA of Kwoniella shivajii, 1278 nucleotides long. RefSeq lists its product as uncharacterized. The transcript has 4 exons. The record is from RefSeq and is a predicted model, not a curated record. Gene Ontology annotation, molecular function: RNA binding. Bases 1 to 1278 code for a protein of 425 amino acids. NCBI's taxonomy places the organism in Eukaryota, Fungi, Basidiomycota, Tremellomycetes, Tremellales, Cryptococcaceae.
AUGAAAAGACGUCUCGACUCCUCCCCUUCUCCCUCUUCAUCUUUUCCACCCCGUAAUCGGCCUCGACGUUCAAAUUCAAACUCACAACUCAGAGCCAAACCUCAAGAAACUCCCCCUUCUACCCCUUCUACCGCUUGCACAAAUCGUUACCUUUCCACCUCAGUAUCUCGUCCCCAAGCCGAACAAGCUCAGGAGAAUUUUCCUCCCCGUGGAUUUCAAUCCUUACUAGAUAGACACGAAUGCGGCUUUGAGUCUGAUUCUGCACCCGCCAGUAUCAUCAAUGCCAUACCUUCCUCGCUACCUCCCCGCCCACCUUCUAAAGUCACACAAAAUCCCAUAUCUCAGAUAAAUAUGACUACCUUGCGUCAAGAAGAGGAAUAUACGAUAGUUGACCAAAUUUCUCUAAGACCUUUAAGCGGAUGGUCGACUAGAGAAACCUUUGACAAGGAAACAUUGUUAUAUCGAAAAGAGCUGGUUGGAAUCAGCCGCAAUAAUGUUAUUGUUGGUAAACUUAAUCCACUUGCUUUGGGUGGGAUGAAAGGAUUGAAAAGGGAGUUAUGGAGAUUAUUCAGGUCAUGCGGCAAGAUUUUAUCGAUCAUCGUAUUCAACGAGAACAAAGAGAGGUAUUCAUAUCUCGGUCAAAUAGAUUUCGAAGAUGAACAAAGUGCCUUGAGAGCUUUAGCCAUCAAAUACGGCUAUUUUCAUAAUUCCCAAUGGCGUGACAUAUUGAUAUCCAGACGAGCAUAUAGUCAGAAAACCUGGCGCCUUGCGAAGGAAUCCGACUUGAUCAAUUUGCAAGAACUUCGACUGAGGUCCAGUCAGAGAAACAUCAAGACUCCAAGAACGUAUGAAGAAGAAUAUGGUGAUCAGUGUCCUACGAUUCAUACUUUACCUAUAAGAAGAGACAAAGUCAGACCUUUCUCUGAACUUGGAGUAGAACACAAACCGCCUCUCCUGGAAUAUCGGAAGGAGUCACAAAUCAAUCACAACGAGUCAGUCAAGGUUAGCUCAUCUAAACGUGCUGAAAUCCAACGAAAAUUAGAAACUGAAAGACAAAGAAUGGUCAAAGCAGUUCACCCUGAUUUGGUGGGACUUUUGAAUCACGAUUGGAACCAGAAUGAUCAAAUUUGCACUCAGAGCGAAAUGGAGGAUGAACAGUUUGAGGCAGAGCCAGAGGAUAUUGAUAUGGAAGAUUUUGAUGAUAACUAUUGGUGGGAUUAUGAAGAUUCGGAAGAUUGGAAGAAGUCAGUUCGCGAAAAAUAUCAGUGGAUCCGCUGA